Messenger RNA from Fonsecaea multimorphosa CBS 102226, 777 nucleotides. RefSeq lists its product as uncharacterized. The record is from RefSeq and is a predicted model, not a curated record. The transcript is spliced from 2 exons. Lineage: Eukaryota; Fungi; Ascomycota; Eurotiomycetes; Chaetothyriales; Herpotrichiellaceae. Bases 1 to 777 code for a protein of 258 amino acids.
AUGGUGCGGCAUCUCGAAUAUCCCAAGAAACCUCAAAAUACUGUCAAGCGAUAUAACAACAGAGGAACAUAUGAUCUUGGAAUCAUUCACUCAAUCAUCAACGCCACCUCGGUCCUCCAUGUCUCGUUCGCCCCCAGCCCGGAGCAACCCUUUCCCGCAAUCUUGCCAAUGAUCGGGGUCAUGGGUUCAUUUGAAUAUCCUUCGUCCAGCAUUGAGGAGCCGCUUGACUGUUAUCUCCAUGGAUAUGUCAGCUCGAGGAUAAUGCGCCAGGCUCGAGAAUCGCCGAAUGGCUUGCCCAUUUGCGUCGCUGCCACCAAAGUCGAUGGCUUGGUCUUGUCCCUGACCCCAAACUCCCACAGUUAUAACUACCGAUCAGCCGUCUUGCAGGGAUACGCCAAGCCAGUGGAAACCGACGAGGAGAAGCUGUACGCGAUGCGGUUGAUCACCAACAAGGUUGUCGAUGGACGCUGGGAACACACCAGAGUACCCCCGGACAACGUCGAGAUGACCUCCACCACCAUUCUGAGAGUCAAGGUUGAGACUGGUAGCGGGAAGAUCCGGCAAGGAGGCCCUCAUGACGAGGCCAAAGAUGAGAAUAGAUCUGACAUCACUGAAAAAGUCUGGACUGGAGUGGUGCCAGUGUAUGAGGCUUUCGACACACCAAUACCCAGUGCCACCAAUAAGGUCAAGGAUCUUCCACCAUAUCUUGACUCAUACGUGUCCGAGACAAACAACCUCAACAGAGAGUCGGCUCUCCACGCUGUUAAAGACCCCUAA